Molecule: messenger RNA, 3691 nt
Organism: Carya illinoinensis
Lineage: Eukaryota; Viridiplantae; Streptophyta; Magnoliopsida; Fagales; Juglandaceae
Product: pentatricopeptide repeat-containing protein At2g34400
Exons: 2
Coding region: 94-2013 (639 amino acids)
Biological process (GO): RNA modification
Molecular function (GO): protein binding; RNA binding
Source: RefSeq, a predicted model, not a curated record
GAGUAUCAUUAUUCAAAAGAUAUAUGAGACUCGUCCCUAACAUUUCUCCAUGCAAUAUAUACCUGAUCCUAUGCAGUAUCGCAUCUCCGGACAAUGCUUAGGAACAGAGUCUCUUCGCACUUCAUUUCCUGCCGUCUCGUUUUUACAUACAAUCAUGCACAUGCUGAACACCAACCUAUGAGAGAAACGCUUUUGUCUCUCUUGAGAAAAUGCUCAUCUACCAAACAGUUGCAACAAAUACACGCCCAAAUGCUCGUCAACUCCAUACGCAAACCUAAUUUCCUUCUCUCCAAAAUCAUCGACCUCAAGGACUUCUCCUAUGCCUCCCUUCUCUUCUCUCACAUCCCCCAUCCCAACGACUACGCUUUCAAUGUCAUGAUCCGUGGCCUCACCAACGCAUGGCAUGAUUACUCUCUUGCUCUUCAAUUCUAUUACCAAAUGAAGUUUUUGGGCCUAAAGCCCAAUAAUUUUACGUACCCCUUUUUGUUCAUUGCAUGUGCGAAUAUUUUAGCGUUGAAUCAUGGCCGGACUGCACACUCUUCCAUAUUUAAAUUUGGAUUGGAUGGUGACGACCACACAUAUCAUUCGUUGCUGACAAUGUAUGCGCGGUGUGGUCAACUGGAUUGUGCCCGGAAAGUGUUCGACGAAAUUACUGCGAAGGACUUGGUUUCCUGGAACUCGAUGUUAUCAGGGUACUCAAAGAUGGGAUAUGCUGCGGAUGCAGUGGGGCUGUUUCGAGAAAUGAUGGAAGUGGGCUUUGAGCCAGAUGAAAUGACUUUAGUGAGUGUUCUUGGGGCAUGUAAGGACCUAGGAGAUUUGAGUUUGGGGAGGUGGGUGGAGCGGUUUGUUGAGGAGAAUAAGAUAGAGCUGAACUCUUAUGUGGGUUCUGCAUUAAUUGAUAUGUAUGGGAAGUGCGGGGAUUUGUUGGCAGCAAGGAGGGUCUUCGAUGGUAUGGUGAAGAAAGAUGUCAUCGCCUGGAAUGCCAUGAUUACGGGAUAUUCACAAAAUGGAAUGUCAGAUGAAGCAAUCAGGCUAUUUAAUCGCAUGAGAGAGGCAGGUGUUAAUCCAGAUAAAAUCACAUUGGUUGGAGUGCUGUCUUCUUGUGCCUCAAUUGGGGCCCUUGACGUAGGGAAAUGGGUUGAUACAUAUGCAUCGGAAAGAGCCUUGCAGCAUGACAUAUAUGUUGCUACUGCAUUAGUUGAUAUGUAUGCAAAGUGCGGGAGUUUAGACAAUGCACGAAGAGUUUUUGAAGGCAUUCCCCUGAAAAAUGACGUAUCUUGGAAUGCCAUGAUUUCUGCACUUGCUUUUCAUGGCCAAGCACAGGAAGCCCUAUCAUUAUUUGAGCGCAUGUCAAAGGAGGGAGGGGUUGUCCACCCAAAUGACAUCACAUUUAUUGGAGUGCUUUCUGCAUGCGUCCACGUUGGAUUGGUAGAUGAGGGCCGUAGAUUGUUUGAUAUGAUGAGCUCUUCUUUUGGUUUGGUCCCAAAAGUUGAGCAUUACUCUUGCAUGGUUGACCUUUUGGCACGUGCAGGCCAUCUCUAUGAAGCUUGGGACUUCAUUGAGAAGAUGCCUGAAAAACCUGAUGAAGUUGUAUUGGGGGCUUUGCUUGGUGCCUGCCAGAAGUGCAGAAACAUAGAUGUUAGUGAGCGGGUUAUGCAGCGGCUGCUGGAGCUGGAGCCUUCAAAUUCUGGAAAUUAUGUAAUCUCAUCAAAAAUUUUUGCAAACUUGAAAAGGUGGGAUGAUUCAGCAAGGAUGAGAUUGUUGAUGAGACAUAGGGGUGUAAAUAAGACUCCUGGCUGUAGCUGGAUUGAGAUUGAGACCCAACUUUAUGAAUUUCAUGCUGGUGAUAUCUUGCUCCAUGAUUCAGCCAAGAUUUAUGAAGUACUUGGUCUACUUUACAAGGAGCUGUGGAGGGAAGGUUACAUUCCAAAGAUUGAUGAAUCUUCCAAACAAGGGGUUGAAGAGGCAAGGUUCUUACAGAGGACUGAUGAGUUCAAAACUUGCUCUACUUAGUCGUCUUCCCAACUAACAAUAUAUUAGGCCAUGUUUUGUCAUGCUACUAGUGAAUAUGUUUCUGAUCUUAAAUUUUUCUCUUUACCUUUUUACACAUAUUCUUGAAGAUAAAACCGUAGGCAACUUGUCAACAUUGCAAGACUGUCACAUGACCAGCUUAUCAAUGCUUUUUAUCCUUUUAUGAAAUAUAGGGUUGGAGGCAAUAUGGCAGCGGCUUGAUUAUUGCAAAAUAAUGGAGUAGGAGUUGGAACCAGAAGACCAAUCUGCUUAAAAAAUUUUGAUAACCGCGUUAGCUCACUAGAAGUGCAAGUUGUUUUUGUACUCAACUUCUAUACUAGAUUGCACUAUUAUCAUUUGUUUCUUACUCUUCUACUAACCAAAUGACCACUUGUAAAGGUAUAGUACCUUGGAGUAAAUCAUCCAUUUGAAGAGAAGCAUGCUCAAUCACCAUUGGUCAAGCCUUCCACUCUAAGGUGCACAUUCCGCCUACACAAAAGUCUCCGACCAGGGUCUUUUUUAACUGGCAUUGUAUGCAUGUUAUUCCUUAUGUAUUGUUUACAUAAAUUCCUCUGUAUGGUACAGCAGCUUGCACAUGUUCUCUGUAAAUGAGUUGAUCUUUCUUUGUAAAACAAAUUAUAGAAUCUAGGAGGAAGAAAUUUUCUUCAGUGCUCAAUAGCAAGGUCUGCUUGCUGAUGUGCGCCUAUAACACUUUCUUGGGUGUUGCUCUAAUUAUCUUUAGCUUGCUUUGGAUUAUCUCGAACUUGGGUAAAUCUUGCAUGAUUUCUUUGAUCAUGUUUUAGUCUUCACCAAUCUUUCAUCAUUCCUCAAUAUUCUUGGAUUUCUAUGAUUGUUUUGCUCAAUUUUUCUUUUCAGUUUUAUUUGUUCUUCACAAAUUCUGUCAUUUCUGCAUCAUUGAUUCUCUAACUUUCUUUUUUUUUUUUUUUUUCUUUUUUUCUAUCCAAUUCAUCUCUACUUUUAUUUUUCAUUUUUCCCCUGAUUUCCCCUUCUUUCGUUGAAUUUGAAUUAACCCUCCUCCUGUUCUCCAUGCAUGGUUCCGGUGAAUUGUUUGCUAUGGUUUCCUGGAGAAAUGAUGAAAAAAAUAUAGGACUUGAGGCCUAACUUUUGCUGUCAGUUUCUUCUUGAGUGAGGCUCUGGCUCUUCUAUCCAUCCUGUAAGGGUUUCCCAGCGAGGAAACCUGAUGGGUCAUGAGUGAAGAACAGGGAAAAACUCGAGUGACAAUCAUGCUAUAGGAUUGCAAAGGGUUUGAGAAGCAGAUCUGCAAGUCAAGUGGAUCACCCGAUGAGAAUUUUGGAAUAUAAUGCUCUAGACAUAAGGCAUCGAAUUGAACAAUGUACGCAAUCUGUGGAAGUCGAGGAACAUGCAUGGUUCAAUCCUUUCAAGGGUGGCAUCUGAAGGAGAAAUGGAGCCAGCUAACUCCUGUGAAGAGUGGCAAACUUCACAGGAUAUCACAUCAACCGGAUUAUCCUACAAUGAGAAAUAAACGUUUCUUCCAAUCUUCUCUGAGUUCUUUCAUGAUGUUUCUGGUAAUUCUUCUGUUACUUUCUUUUAAUUAUGCUCCAAAGAAUAUAGACAACAAAGAAACUACAUCCAUUGUUUUAUGCAUUAUGCUCAAGUCCCUCACCAUUCUUGGAUGGUUAAGAGGUAUUUAUUGUGGAAA